Messenger RNA from Aegilops tauschii subsp. strangulata, 1646 nucleotides. RefSeq names its product phosphomannomutase. Gene Ontology annotation, cellular component: cytosol. Gene Ontology annotation, molecular function: phosphomannomutase activity. The record is from RefSeq and is a predicted model, not a curated record. Gene Ontology annotation, biological process: protein N-linked glycosylation; mannose metabolic process; GDP-mannose biosynthetic process. NCBI's taxonomy places the organism in Eukaryota, Viridiplantae, Streptophyta, Magnoliopsida, Poales, Poaceae.
CCCAGGCUCAGCAAGGCAGCAGCCCGCUCCCAUCAGUUCCUCUCCUGUCGACAGAGAGGGAGGCGCCGCCAUCGCCGCCACACGGGCACACGGCCGCAGCCAGCGCCGCUCCCCUCCCAGGCGUCGCCGGUCGGCCGCCGGCUCCCCUCUGGCCUUUUCCUUCUCCUCGCCGGCUCGCUCCCACGCUCCGCUGUGCUGUCCCCUGUCGGCUGUCGCCGAGACGCCGACGCCAGCUAACCCGCUCCCAUCACGGCGCCGGCCGGCGGCACGGUCCCCUCCCCUCGCCGGCUCGCCUCCAACCUGCAGGGCGUCCGCACUCCGCACCAUUUCUGCCUCCUCCGCGGCGCCAGACCGGCACUGCCGACCUACCGUAGCAAGUUAGCAAGGUCUCUUGGCCUUGCGUGGAGGGAGGGAGAAGGGAUAGAGGAGGAGUCCGGCGCAUCUGGAUCGGCGACGCCAAGCUUACUUUCUCCGUUCCACGCAUCCUUCUCCACCUCCUCCCCGCGACCCCGGCGGUGCUAUAUCACGUGGUCGUUGCGAGGAGGUGCGCCUCAUCCCUCCUUCGUAGCAGCUUCAGCAGGAGGACGAAGAUGGUGGCAUCAGCGGCGAGGAAGAACGCCGGGGUGCUCGCGCUCUUCGACGUCGAUGGCACCCUCACCGCCCCCCGCAAGGAGGUGACGCCGGAGAUGCUCGAGUUCAUGAAGCGCCUGCGUGAGAAUGUGACCGUCGGUGUGGUGGGGGGAUCCGAUCUGGUCAAGAUCUCCGAGCAGCUCGGCAAAUCAGUUAUCACCGACUAUGACUACGUCUUCUCCGAGAAUGGCCUGGUCGCGCACAAGGACGGCAAGCUCAUCGGGACGCAAAGCUUGAAAACGUAUCUUGGAGAUGACCAGCUUAAGGAAUUCAUUAACUUCACUCUUCAUUACAUUGCGGAUUUGGAUAUCCCAAUUAAAAGAGGCACAUUCAUAGAAUUCAGGAGUGGAAUGAUCAAUGUGUCGCCUAUAGGGAGGAACUGUAGUCAAGAAGAACGUGAUGAUUUUGAGAAGUAUGAUAAGGUACAUAACGUUCGGCCUAAAAUGGUGUCAAUGCUUCGUGAAAAGUUUGCACACCUGAACCUGACUUUUUCUAUUGGAGGGCAGAUCAGUUUUGAUGUAUUCCCACAUGGCUGGGACAAAACCUACUGCUUGAGAUAUCUCGACGAAUUCAAAGAAAUUCAUUUCUUUGGGGACAAAACCUACAAGGGUGGCAAUGAUCAUGAGAUAUUUGAAUCUGACAGAACAGUUGGUCAUACUGUCACCAGCCCUGAUGACACAGUGCAGCAGUGCAGAUCUAUCUUCCUGUCAAAGUGAUCGCCAGACUAUUGUCGAAAUUAAAUUUGUGUUCUCCACACCCCCUUGAACCCUAAACUUCCUCAGUAGAUCUCCCUGUUCACUGUUCAGGAAUAAUUCCUCAGUAGAUCUCCCUUUGAACUCGUUCAAUUUUUGCAUCCCUCCCCGUCAUUGUUGUUGUAAACAUAACCGUAUUGGUAUACAUUCACAAACAGCGGAUUUUGUAUGCGCGCAUUUGGCGCAAAUGUAUCAGGGCAUAUUUGGCCCGUGAGGGCCUCUGUUGUUUGUUUUUAUGGAAGAAAAAGAGUUAGUGGUUUGAAA